Messenger RNA from Saccostrea cuccullata (small rock oyster), 1079 nucleotides. RefSeq lists its product as uncharacterized. NCBI's taxonomy places the organism in Eukaryota, Metazoa, Mollusca, Bivalvia, Ostreida, Ostreidae. The transcript is spliced from 6 exons. The coding region runs from base 123 to 1079 and encodes 318 amino acids. The record is from RefSeq and is a predicted model, not a curated record.
UAGAAAUUUUAUCUAGACUUGCAAAUAAGCAGAUAAAAAUAAUUCAAUACUAAUAAUACAGAAGUUAAAAUGUAAAAGAAUUAUUUUAUUUUCAUUUUAUUUCUGGUAAUAAUCUCUUAGGUAUGCUAAAUGGUGGUUAUGGAAUUACUCAUGUAAAUGCAUUACUGGCUGCAUUGAAUAUCCCGGGGAUCACUAACAAGAGUCUUAAAAGCAGAGAAAGAGAGGUGGGGAAACACUUAGAGGAAAUGGCAGGGCAGAGUUGUAAUGAAGUUCUUCAAGAAGAAAUGAAACUGAGUGAUGGAGACAUCACUGUGUCUUUUGAUGGUGCCUGGCAGAAGAGAGGUACUGGUAGAGGAUACAAUAGUCUCACUGGUCACGCAUCUCUAGUAGGAGAAAAAACUAAAAAGAUAGUAAGUUUCUCUUCAAAGAGUAAAAAAUGCAGAAUCUGCUCAGCUGCAACAGCUAAAGGAGUUCCACCCAGAAAACACAACUGCCGAAAGAAUUGGCAGGGAUCGGCAAAAGCAAUGGAGCCGGCCAUGGCCUGUGAAAUGCUGAGUGCAAUCAAAGAUGAAGGGUGCAAGAUAGGAACUUUAGUCAUGGACAAUGACUCAACAACCAUUGCUCACGUAAAAGCCACUGUGGACCCAACCAUUAAUAAAAGAGCUGACAAAAACCAUACAAGAAAAGGUUUUACUGGAGCUUUGAUUGAGCUUGCCAACACCCAUAACGUUUUGAAAAAUCAAAAACUUAGAAGUCACAUUGAAAGAUGUUUUACGUAUUGUGUACAGCAAAACAGGGGCAAGGCUAAAGAUCUUGAAAAUGAACUUGGCAAAAUUGUUCCACAUUUAUAUGGUGAACACGAAUGCUGUGGAACUUGGUGUCGCAGUAAAAAGACUGACUAUAAGCCUCGAAAUUUGCCAUAUGGAAAGCCUCUAUCCUGCACCUUACUCCGAGAAGCUGUAGAAGCUUUAUUCAAGAAAUACUGCUGUAAGUCAGAGGAGCUGGCCAUGAUGGGAUCCACCCAAGUCAAUGAGAACUUUAACCAUAUGGUAUCCACUAAAGCCCCAAAAAGAUUGUAA